This is a messenger RNA of Caenorhabditis remanei, 285 nucleotides long. RefSeq lists its product as uncharacterized. The record is from RefSeq and is a predicted model, not a curated record. The coding region runs from base 1 to 285 and encodes 94 amino acids. The transcript is spliced from 2 exons. Lineage: Eukaryota; Metazoa; Nematoda; Chromadorea; Rhabditida; Rhabditidae.
AUGAUUCGUGCUACUGCUCUUUUUGUGGUUUUCUUUGCCAUUGCUGUGAACUCGGAAAUUUAUGACAAGAAUUCGGAGCAAUCCGGGAUUCAAGAAACUGCUAAUUUCGCCCUGGCUGUCAAGGACCAAGAUCUACGGACCGAUUUGGCCGUGGAAGGACAAUCUUCCGAUGUCGUUAUUCGUGCCAAGCGCCAAUAUUGCGGAUAUGGGUGUGGAUGUGGAUGUGCUACAGUAGCCGCCGUCACACCUGUCCCAUGCGGUUAUGGAUGUUGUGGAUGUGGAUAA